Molecule: messenger RNA, 2880 nt
Organism: Toxotes jaculatrix (banded archerfish)
Lineage: Eukaryota; Metazoa; Chordata; Actinopteri; Toxotidae
Gene: rfx6
Product: regulatory factor X, 6
Exons: 20
Coding region: 1-2880 (959 amino acids)
Biological process (GO): regulation of transcription by RNA polymerase II
Molecular function (GO): RNA polymerase II cis-regulatory region sequence-specific DNA binding; DNA-binding transcription factor activity, RNA polymerase II-specific
Source: RefSeq, a predicted model, not a curated record
AUGCCGAUGAAGCGCAGCAACGAGAGUUCAGGCAGAGAUGGAGUGUUUCUGAUUCACUCUUUAACCAAGAAUUUGUGCAGCUCACCAGAGGAAACACUCACAGAUUUUAAUGGACAGACACAUUUUCCUCAGGAAGAUGAUUCUGGGAUUAAAUCAGCUGAGGACAGUAAUGAGACGCCGUCCUCUGAAGAAGACCAGGACCUGGUGGACUUCAACCCAGACCUGACCAUCAAACAGAGCAUCUCCUCCUCCAGGAAGACCAUCAGUCAGAUCAUCAAAGACAAGAAGAAACAGACACAGCUCACUCUGCAGUGGCUGGAGGAGAAUUACAUCGUGUGUGAGGGAGUGUGUUUGCCUCGAUGUAUCCUCUAUGCCCAUUAUCUGGACUUCUGCAGGAAAGAGAAACUGGAGCCGGCCUGUGCUGCAACAUUUGGAAAGACGAUCCGACAGAAGUUUCCUCUUCUAACAACAAGAAGACUGGGCACCAGAGGACACUCCAAAUAUCAUUACUAUGGAAUCGGCAUCAAAGAGAGCAGUGCUUACUAUCACUCUGUGUAUUCUGGAAAAGGUUUGACCAGGUUUUCAGGGAGCAAGCUCAAGAAUGAGGGAGGUUUCACCAGGAAAUACUCUCUGAGCUCUAAAACUGGAACUUUGCUGCCAGAUUUCCCCAACGCUCAGCAUCUUCUGCUGCAGGGAAACAUCUCCAGAGAAAAGGUGGACACUCUGAUCAUGAUGUAUAAAACACACUGCCAGUGCAUCCUGGACAACGCCAUUAAUGUCAACUUUGAGGAGAUCCAGAAUUUUCUGCUCCACUUCUGGCAGGGAAUGCCCGACCACCUGCUGCCGCUGCUGGAAAACCCUGUUAUAGUCGACAUCUUCUGUGUCUGCGACUCCAUUCUCUAUAAGGUUUUAACAGAUGUUCUGAUUCCUGCUACAAUGCAGGAGAUGCCUGAAAGUCUUUUGGCCGAUAUCAGAAAUUUUGCCAAGCACUGGGAGCACUGGCUGGCCUCCUCCCUGGAAAACCUUCCAGAAUGUCUUGCAGCAAAGAAACUCCCCAUUGCACGCCGCUUUGUCUCCUCCCUGAAGAGACAGACGUCUUUCUUACACCUGGCACAGAUAGCCCGUCCGGCGCUGUUUGACCAGGCUGUGGUGACCAGCAUGGUGCUUGAUAUCGAUAACGUGGAUCUCAGCAGCAUCAGCUCGCAGCCUCUGCUCAGCAUAAACGCUGGAGACCAGGACCCAGACAUCUACUCUGAGUAUGACUCCAUCACCGUCUUUCAGGAGCUGAAGGAGCUGCUGAGGAAGAACGCCACAGUGGAGUCCUUCAUCGAGUGGCUGGACUCUGUCGUGGAGCAUAAAGUCAUCAAGCCCGGGAAGCAGAGCGGUCGAUCAGUGAAGAAGCGAGCUCAGGAUUUCCUGCUCAGGUGGAGUUUCUUUGGUGCCAGAGUGAUGCACAACCUCACACUCAACAACGCCUCCAGCUUUGGUUCCUUCCAUCUGAUCAGGAUGCUGUUGGACGAGUACAUCCUGCUGGCUCUGGAGACUCAGUUUAACAAUGACAAGGAGCAGGACCUGCGGAACCUGCUGGACAAAUACAUGAAAAAUGCAGGUGCCAGUAAAGCAGCGUUCAUGGCUUCACCUAGUUCCUGCUUUCUUGCUAAUCGCAACAAGGCCAAUGCUGCUGUUGACCAGUCGGUGAAGAAUGAGUCUCUGGGAGAGCACACCUAUAUGUCUCUGUCCGCCAAUCAGCAGCAAAGUCUGGAGACAAGCGCGGUCGUCUACCAGGUGACGGAUGCUCCAGGUUUCACAGUUUCAGGUGGUCAGAUGGACCUCUCCCAGGUCAGCGGGCCCCUCAUGACGCCCCCCAUCUCUCCAGCGACAUUGGUGCACAGAGGCUCCGUCAUCAACCAGGGGCCCAUGGCGGGGAGGCCUCUGACGUCUUCCUCUUCCUCCUCCACCUGCUCCUCCUCCUCUUCCUCGUGCCUCUCCUCUCUGAGUUCAAUGACCCAGCCCAGCCCCUGCUCUUCCUACCCAGAGACCCUGUACCACUGCUUACCUCAGACCAGCCCUGGUUACUUCCCUCCAACCAGCAGCUCCUCAACCUCCAACUACCAGCCUGCACUCAGACCUCAGACCCAGAAUCAGUGCCUGGCUUCAGUUCAGUCUCAGACUUUGUCCCUGGCCUACCACCUGUCUCGAUACCCCUCCUUUAAUGACCAGCAGCUGAGUAAAGACUUGUUCUACAAUCAUCCUCCUCCAUCAGCCCAUCACUCAUCCAGCAGCACAAACUGCUCCCUGACUCCUUAUGGUUCUGCGGCCCGACCCACAUCCAGCUAUAGUUCAGGUUCAGAUCCAGUUCAGACCGAACAGGGGCUGGAUGCUCAGAGCGCAGCCCAGAUUCUGGACUCCGCUGAGGGGUUCGGCUUUGUGGGGGCUGGACUGAACCCCUCGAGUGGUGGGUGUCAGGGACAGACGUACUCUGCCCCGGGACACAGUGGCUACUAUGGCAACAGCAGUUACCUGGACAGCCAGAGGAUGACAUCACUUGUUGACCAGCACGUGUCCGUCAUCAGCAGCGUCAGCAGUCUGCGUCCCUUCCCUUCGACGUACUCUGAAGUCCACGAUCCGCUCAACAUCCUGGACGAACCGGGAAGGAAAACAACGGGAGCCUAUUUCACGGAGGCAGAAAGUGGAGCAGGUCAUCAUUCCCUCCCCUCGUCAGGAUCUGCUCCCUGCAUGUUUGGCGUUCCCUCUCCGUUCCCCUCGCAGGAAACACUGUUGUCUCAGCAGCGUGUGACGUCAUCUUCAGACGUGCAGGACCUGGUGUCCUCGCUGCCUCCCAUCAAUACUGUCUUCAUGGGCUCAGGAGGAGUACAGUGA